Messenger RNA from Mercurialis annua (annual mercury), 809 nucleotides. RefSeq names its product protein PAM68, chloroplastic. Lineage: Eukaryota; Viridiplantae; Streptophyta; Magnoliopsida; Malpighiales; Euphorbiaceae. Bases 59 to 643 code for a protein of 194 amino acids. The transcript has 2 exons. The record is from RefSeq and is a predicted model, not a curated record.
CCUUUCAUUUCUGGCUUCAGCCUCUAUUUGCUAAACAAGUGAACCCAAAAACACAUAAAUGGAAGGUAUAGUGAUGAGAGCCUCCCCUGCACCGCUCUCUUGUUUAAAGAUUGAACAAGCAUGCACCUUCAGAUUAUCAACCAAACAAGCUUCUCAAUUCCCGGUUUCCAAGCUAAAUUUGCAGCCAAAUCAAUAUAACUUCUCAUGCGGUAGCUUGAAUAGAGCAAGAGGGUUUGACCCUUCUCCGAAGCGAACCAAAAAACGGAAACCUGUGAAACCCGACGAAGACGAGGAAGAUAAAGAAGAGGAAGCAGAAUCUGAUGCAGGUAUUAUACCAGAGGUGGUGACUAACAGGAUGAUAAGCAGGAUGGGAUUUUCAGUUGGGAUUCCUUUGGUAAUUGGGCUCUUGUUUUUUCCAUUCUUUUACUAUCUCAAAGUUGGGUUGAAGAUUGAUGUGCCCAUGUGGAUUCCUGUUAUGGUUUCUUUCAUUUUCUAUGGCGCUGCCUUGGUGGGAGUCAGCUAUGGGAUUGUGUCUGCCAGUUGGGAUCCGAUGCGGGAAGGUUCCGUCUUGGGUUGGAAUGAGGCUCAGAAAAACUGGCCUGUCUUCUGGCAAUCUCUUUGGGGUAAAUCUGCUGAUAAAUAGAAGAACUUGGAGUUCGUAGUACAAGUGAUCGAGCUGUUCAUGUUUCAUGUUGGACCAUCAUGGCAUCUACAUUUUGUAAUUAUGCUUGUAUUGCUAUAAAAAGUUGUAAAUUUCAAUUUUGAAAGUUGAAUUUUGUAGUGAAUUUUAAUUUUCAUCUUAUAUGAAA